UUUGUUUUGUCCCAUCGACUGUCCAAUUGGAAAUCGCAGCUAGAGAAAGCCAAAUGGCGGCCACCAAGUACGAUAGCUUUGAAAAAAUAUGGUCGGGACCGAAGGACAAGGAGUACUACGGGCCGGACAUGACCCUGGGGGAGGUGGCCCUGAUAAUCCUACGCCUUUACUCGGACAAAGUGAUGCAGGUCUUCGAUCCCACGGGUGAGCAGCUAACCGGAGGACAGCUUUUGGAGCAGAGUCGCCGGCUGGCCCAUAGUUUUCAGAGGCUCAAGCUGCAGCGCGGCGAUGUGGUUGGAAUCUCGGCCAGGAAUACAACAUAUCUCACCGAAGUGGUCAUCGCAGCUCUGCUGAACGGCACUCCUAUUAACCCUCUGCAUCCGGAAUUCGAUUCGGAAACCACGGCCUAUAUGUACGAGGUCACCAAGCCCAAGGUCAUUUUCUGCGACCUGGACAACUAUGAGACCUUGAAGGCGGUGAAAAGUAGUCUCAAAUUCGAAACGGAACUCAUCCUCCUAACCGGAACCAUUCCUGGGGUGCGUAAUGUUCAGGAUCUUCUGGCAGACGAUGGCACAGAGUACAACGAAAGAACACUCUUUGCCUGCCCGAACCUGAGCGGCGACGACACGGCCUUCAUCAUCACCUCCUCGGGCGUAACCGGUUUGCCCAAAGGGGUGACGCGUUCGCACCGCAGUCUCCUGAACAGUGCCAAGAUUCCCCAGCUCUUCACCUCGGAGACGGUACUCUUCUGCUUCAGCCCGCUCUACUGGAUCAGCUGCAUCUUCACGAUGCUCGCUUCGCUGGUGAAUGGAUGUCGUCGGAUCAUAACCAACCGUCCCUACAGCGUGGAGUACUUCGCAGAGCUUGUGGAGCGACAUCAGGUCAGUUUCGUACUCACGGUGCCCCACCAAAUGGCCAUGUUGGCCAAGAGUCCCCAGCGAAUAGAGCUGGCAGCUAGGAUGCAGUCCGUCAAGUCAUUCGUGUGCAGUGGAUCGAAGGUUCCCGUGAGUAUUUGGCGGCAGUUGUACGAGCUUCUGGGAGCAGACAGGUUUGCGGUGCUGUAUGGUCUGUCGGAGGUCGGCGGCAUUUCCAAGAAUGUGGGGGGGCCGCUGGGUUGCGAGGGAAAGCUUCUGCGAAACAUUCAGGUGCGCCUCGUCGAUGGGCAGGGGCAUGCCUUGGGUCCCAACCAGACGGGGGAGAUUCUGGUGAAAUUGAACUUCCGAUGGGGUGGCUACUAUCACAAUCCCCAGGAUACUCAGACGAUCGUCACUCCCGACGGAAAAUGGCUGCUGACUGGAGAUCACGGCUACUUCGACGACGAUGGCUGCUUGCACUUCCAAACCCGGGACACGGACGUCUUCAAAUACAACCACUUCCCCAUCUACCCGAAGCAGAUCGAGGACGUGAUACUCCACCUGUCAGGUGUCCACGAAGUGGCGGUAUUCGGGAUACCGGACGAGGUCUCCACCAAUCUCACCGCCUGCGCCGUAGUCCGCGAAGAAAACCAGUUGGGAGAGAAACUCACGGAUAGGGACGUCAAGGCGAUCGUUGAGCAGCAUCUAAGCGAGGCGUUCCACAUAAGAGGUGGUGUUUUCUUCGUAGACACUCUCCCGAAGACCCAAAACCAAAAGAUCCAACGCAGGCGAAUCUGGCCCGAACUAAGCGAGGCAACUACCCAUUUGUGA
This is a messenger RNA of Drosophila bipectinata, 1685 nucleotides long. Its product is annotated as luciferin 4-monooxygenase. The record is from RefSeq and is a predicted model, not a curated record. Gene Ontology annotation, biological process: fatty-acyl-CoA biosynthetic process; long-chain fatty acid metabolic process. Lineage: Eukaryota; Metazoa; Arthropoda; Insecta; Diptera; Drosophilidae. Gene Ontology annotation, molecular function: long-chain fatty acid-CoA ligase activity.